Messenger RNA from Sphaeroforma arctica JP610, 1073 nucleotides. RefSeq lists its product as hypothetical. The transcript has a single exon. The record is from RefSeq and is a predicted model, not a curated record. NCBI's taxonomy places the organism in Eukaryota, Ichthyosporea, Ichthyophonida. The coding region runs from base 27 to 977 and encodes 316 amino acids.
GUUCGUGGUUUUUAGAAAUACGUAAAAUGCUGAUGAAUCAGCUAUUUACAACUGCUUAUUUAAUGGGGUUGGUCAUGGCACGACCUGACUUGGACCUCGAACAACGUAGCGAUAGCGUUAUAGAGGGGUAUGGAGCACUAGAAAUGUUCGACGUAAUUAACUUCGACUUCUUAUCAACUGGUGAUGCUCCAGAUAUGUAUACUAUAUUCGCCGCCAAAAAAGAUGGGUGCUUUGGUGCCAUACAUGCUAGUUCUCAGUGCACACCCCAGAAAACAAAUCACAAUAUUAUAGCACGCAAUCGCAUAGAUUCGUCGGAAAAAAUCAUGCAGGUGCCAAUUUUAGCAGGGACUUAUGGCGGGGAUCAAGAGGGGUCAGGGUCACAAUUUUACACAACGCAACUAGAGUCUCUGUGGGAGCUAGUAGCCGCUACACUGGAGUAUGAGGUUUAUUUUGACGAGAAUUUUGAUUUUGCGAAGGGAGGAAAACUUCCAGGUAUGCAUGGGGGCGAUAGGACGUGUAGUGGUGGCCAUAAAGCCACUGGAAGUGAUUGUUUCAGUACGCGGCUUAUGUGGAGGGAAAAUGGUGAUGGUGAGGCAUAUCUUUAUCUACCGAUGUCCCUACAAAGAAACAGCUUUUGCAACAAGUGCUCCGGUUAUUCAGCAGGCACCACUUGCGACGAGAUGACCCAUUGCUCCAUGAAUCGUGCGUCGUUUUCAUUCCGCAAGGGACAGUGGAACAAGAUUAAGAUGCAGGUGUGGAUGAACACCGACGGCAACCAAGACGGGUUUUGGAACCUAUAUCACAAUGAUAGACUAGUCAUGUCAGAAAAUUCCUUGGGAUAUCGAAUCGACAAGUCAGUACCAUUAUCUGGUAUGUACUUCAGCACCUUUUUUGGUGGAGGUAGUUCGGACUACGCUCCCGUCUAUGACACACAAAUAGACUUUAAAGGGUUCAGACUCACAGCUGGUAUCGUUUGAGCACGACAAAUGAAGCCAGGAUACUUGCGCUUAGCCAGAAAUCAUAUUAUAAAUUAGUACUCUCGACAGUGUUCAUUAAAAUUGCGAGAAAGUAAG